UCACGUGGUUUCCGAGAGCAUCUCUGUGGAGACGGUCCCACAGAAAGCGUCACCGGGCACGUUUGUUUUUAUUAUUGCGAUGGUAACCUGUCGCUAAUGUUCACAGCCUUAGUUUAUGUUUUGAACAUUGCUCCGAUAUCCUCAACCAGUUCCGAUGAAUUAUCGAACCACUCGUUCAAGGUGAAGGUGUAAUAAAACGGGAGCAUAUGGCUGCUGACAGUUCAGAUGGUGAUGUUGGCGACCCACCCAGUGUCAGUUUUCCACCGCUAAUCACUGUUUGUGAUCUGCCCAGCGCCACAGCUGCAGGCCGUAACCUGAAGGAAUGGCUCCAGGAACAGUUCUGCGACAAGCCUUUAGAGCAAGAAGACAUGCGGCUCCACAACGCAGCCUAUGUAGGAGAUCUGGACACCUUGAGGAACCUGCUAAAGGAAGACAGCUUCAGACAACGAAUCAACGAGAAAUCAGUGUGGUGUUGUGGCUGCCUGCCUUGUACUCCACUGCGGAUCGCAGCCACAGCUGGUCACAGUGCCUGUGUAGCCUAUCUGAUUGCCCAGGGAGCCCAGGUGGACCUGGUAGACGUCAAAGGUCAAACAGCCCUGUACGUAGCUGUGGUGAAUGGACACCUGGACUGUGUGCGGAUCCUGCUGGAAGCUGGGGCCAACCCUAACGGGAGCCGACACCACCGCAGCACCCCACUCUACCACGCAGCACGGGUUGGAAGGCUGGACAUACUGCAGGAACUCAUCAGGUUCCAUGCGGAUGUUGACGUGGACCACCAGCUGGGUCCUCGGCCGCUCUUCAGCGCCCGCACCCUUAACACCCUGGUGGUGUGUCCUCUCUAUAUCAGUGCCGCCUACCACCACCUCCACUGCUUCCGCCUGCUGCUCCAGGCCGGCGCCCAACCCGAUUACAACUACACGGGACCAGUCUGCCAUGAGGCUUUGGUACGCGGCCUUGCCUCCUGCCUGCUGGAUGCAGUGCUGCGCCACAGCUGUGAGGCGGCCUUUGUCGAGCUUCUUCUGGACCAUGGUGCUAACCCGGCCCUUGUGCCCUGGGAGGAAGCUGAGCUGGAAGCUGCCAGCCGGGGAAAGGUGGAUCCAGAGGCUCUCAGAGUCUAUCUGGAGGCCAGGAGAUGUCCUCGUAGACUUACCCACCUGUGUCGGAUCAGGAUUCGCAGAGCUAUGGGCAAGAAUCGUCUGAACCACAUACCCUCGCUACCACUUCCUGAGCCAGUCAAGAACUUCCUGCAUCACCAAAACUAACAGGCUACAAACUUCUUCCACCUUCUCAUUAGAGCUCGAAACAGGCUUGACAAUAUGAACUCAGCCCAGCUAAAUCUGAGAAACAAAAAAUAAAUCAGAAUCUUCCAACCAAACCUUCAAGGUAAGGCAUUUUAAGAGCCCCAAACUAACUAAAGCCUAAAAAUAGUAAUGAUUUUCUUACCAAAAUCAUGUUUUAUAAUGGUAAAUCUUCAACAAUCUUUGUAGUAAAACCAAAUUCCCAAAAGUUUCUAAGAAAUUUUAUUGUACCGGACACCUUCAGGCCUUUGGGUUCGUAAAUGUCAAAUACUCGUCUUCCUACAAUUGCAGACCAUGCUAUCGGAAAGACUGUAGUUUGACUGUCAAUUUGUCCUUAUAAUCUGGACCAUGGAAAUCCGGUCCCAGUUAUCUUAAUUUGAACUUCAUUGCCCACCAUCACUUAGAAGUGUUUUGCUUGCACUUUUCACAUAUGUAUCACAGAAAGAACACUUUAUUUCAAAGCAAUGGCUGAAACAUAACUAUGCAUCAUUUCAGCUGAAGCAUAUCACCUAAUUACACAUUAUUUGUGUUCCACAGUUGAAUUUUAGGUGUUUUGCUUGCCCUCCCAUUCAGAGUGAUUAUCCAUGCUUGCAGUGUUGUUGCUUGUGACACCAGGGUUUCCUCGAAGCAGAGAAGGUCAAGUGCUUAAAAUAUAGCUAAAUACUGUGUAUGGCCACACUAGUGUGAAAUUCAAAACGAAAGGGGUGGUUCAUAAGUUCAAGGGCCUGGAUCCUGAUUUAAGAAAAAAAAAGUGACUGUGUGUCAAACAUGGGGAUGCUGGUGAUACCAAAAAAGUGGAGAAAAGUUUUUUGACAGAGACCAUUUUAGAAAUGUAAGACUAGAAAUUUCUCUCUACUGUACAGUAAAUGAAACACCCUCUAACAAUUGUUUUUAAAAUGUGAAUGAGAACUUUUUCUCAAGAAGGGAAUUGCUACAUACUUAUUACCCAGACAGCUGCCUUCUCUGUGAGCUAUUGCUGACAAAGCCAUUCCCCCUCAUAUUUUUUUUUUUUUACCAUUUGAUGUUUUGAAGUGUCCAUAAACUCUGUUUUGGAUGUAUUAGUUUUAUUUUGCAUAAAUGUGCAAUAAUUCUACAUUCACCAGUGUGUGGGGUGUUUAUUAAUUAACAUCGUGGAGCUUCGUCGCAGUGAGAACUCAGUGAGAUGUAAGCUGAAAAUAGAA
Messenger RNA from Lampris incognitus (smalleye Pacific opah), 2479 nucleotides. It is a transcript of the gene asb1, whose product is annotated as ankyrin repeat and SOCS box containing 1. Lineage: Eukaryota; Metazoa; Chordata; Actinopteri; Lampriformes; Lampridae. Gene Ontology annotation, molecular function: protein binding. Bases 207 to 1262 code for a protein of 351 amino acids. Gene Ontology annotation, cellular component: ubiquitin ligase complex. The record is from RefSeq and is a predicted model, not a curated record. The transcript is spliced from 5 exons. Gene Ontology annotation, biological process: protein ubiquitination; intracellular signal transduction.